UUCUGAGUAUAUAUAAAGAGGACCUCUGGCUCUCAUUCUCAUCGCCCCCCUCUCUCUUUUCUCUGCUUAGUUUUCUGUGAUACUUAGCUCUUCGGUUCUCUCCUGCUCUUUCUUUAGCUUGGUCUUCAGCAAAGGCUUUAGGCCUGCUUAGCCUGUGGAAGGAAAGGAAAGGGAAGAAGCCAUGGGUUCGUUGAGCCUUCCCCCCAAUGUUCGGGAUCGCCUGAGUGACACUUUGUCGGCUCACACCAACGAGUUGAUUUCCCUAUUCUCAAGGUUUGUAAAGCAGGGAAAAGGAAUGUUGCAGCCCCAUCAGCUGUUACAUGAGUACAAAGCUGUCAUCCCUGAAGCAGAUCGCGCUAAACUCAAGGAUGGGGUGUUUGAGGAUGUCCUGAAAGCUGCACAGGAAGCAAUAAUUUUACCUCCUUGGGUUGCUCUUGCCAUUCGUCCUAGGCCUGGAGUCUGGGAGUAUGUUAGAGUUAAUGUAAGUGAACUGGCUGUAGAGGAGUUAACUGUGGCCGAAUAUUUGCAGUUCAAGGAGGAGCUUGCUGACAGCUCUCAUGAGAACUUUGUUCUCGAGGUGGACUUCGAGCCUUUCAAUGCUUCUUUCCCUCGUCCGUCACUUUCGAAGUCGAUUGGAAAUGGCGUGCAGUUCCUCAAUCGCCACCUUUCCUCAAAAUUGUUCAAUGACAAAGAAAGCAUGUGGCCCCUGCUUAAUUUUCUUAGGGUGCAUAGCUACAGGGGAAUUGUAAGUUUACUUGCAAUUAUAAGGCUUUUGUUUUUAAAUUGUUAGAGGACAAUCAUGCGU
This is a messenger RNA of Asparagus officinalis (garden asparagus), 805 nucleotides long. Its product is annotated as sucrose synthase 2-like. Bases 182 to 790 code for a protein of 202 amino acids. NCBI's taxonomy places the organism in Eukaryota, Viridiplantae, Streptophyta, Magnoliopsida, Asparagales, Asparagaceae. Gene Ontology annotation, biological process: sucrose metabolic process. Gene Ontology annotation, molecular function: sucrose synthase activity. The record is from RefSeq and is a predicted model, not a curated record. The transcript has 5 exons.